Molecule: messenger RNA, 213 nt
Organism: Colletotrichum spaethianum
Lineage: Eukaryota; Fungi; Ascomycota; Sordariomycetes; Glomerellales; Glomerellaceae
Exons: 2
Coding region: 1-213 (70 amino acids)
Source: RefSeq, a predicted model, not a curated record
AUGAACGAUUUUCCAAGCUCGACGGGCCUCUACCAGGAACCCCGUGGUGUCGACGGUGAUUCGGUUCACAGUGACAUUGAUAGUGUCAUUGGUGGUAUUGGCAAUGGCAUUGUCACGCAUGCGCCCAAAGAGGGCUUUCGGCUGGGCUACUUCGAUGUCAGCUGCCUCGUCAUCAACCGCAUGAUUGGCUCCUCGAAGAUAAAGAAGGUAUGA